AUGACAAAUAUCAAUGUUAUCGAAGCGGUUCGCUCGUAUAUCAAUCGAAUGAUUGAAGAUUGCGGCUCAACGAUAAAAGGGCUUGUCAUGGACAAAGAAACGGCUUCGAUUGUUAGCAUGGUAUAUGCUCAAUCGGAAAUUCUUCAAAAAGAAGUGUUCCUUUUCGAACGUAUUGACAUUGCUGGACAGAAAUCAUUGAAAAAUCUGAGCGCAAUUUGUUUUCUCCGACCAACGGAUGAGAACAUUCAAGCACUAGUACGCGAGUUACGUGAGCCAAAGUAUGGAAGUUAUUUUAUCUAUUUUACAAACUUUGUUGAAAUGAGUGACAUCAAAACGUUAGCUGAAGCUGAUGAAUUCGAAUGUGUUCGAGUUGUACAAGAAUUUUACGCAGAUUACUUAGCCAUCAAUCCGCAUUUAUAUUCUCUCAACAUUCCGAGUACUUAUCAAAGAAAUUAUGAAUGGAAUGAAAAUCUUCUCCGUCGUACCGUACAAGGUUUAAUGUCAUUAUUACUUUCACUACGAAAGAAAAGUGCAACAAUUCGGUAUCAGAAGUCAUCAACAAUGGCUAGAUCGUUAGCUGAUAAACUUUUCAGCACAUUGAAACGUCAAGUGGACUUUACCACACCGAAUCCAAAUGAUAUCAAUCAAACAAUCGUAUUGAUCGUUGAUCGACGUGAGGACGCAAUUACUCCACUGUUGAAUCAGUGGACAUACCAAGCCAUGGUUCAUGAAUUGAUUGGAAUCAAAAAUAAUCGGGUUAAUCUUAGUCAAGUGCCGGGUAUUACGAAAGAAUUGGAAGAAGUUGUGAUGAAUGCUGAAUAUGAUGAGUUCUACGGCAAUAAUCUCUAUAGUAAUUUUGGUGAAAUUGCUACAAAUAUCAAAGGACUGAUGGAACAUUUUCAAGAGAAACAUAAGAGUCAAUCAAAAAUCGAAUCGAUUGGUGAUAUGAAGGUCUUCAUCGAAAACUAUCCGCAAUUCAAGAAACUCUCUGGCACUGUGUCUAAACAUGUGACCAUUGUCAGCGAAUUGUCACGUUUAGUUGGUCAAUAUCAUUUGCUUGAAGUCAGUGAAACUGAGCAACAUUUAGUUUGUCAAGGUGAUCAUAAUGAAGUUGUUCAAAAAAUUAAACGUUUGAUUAAAGACGAGAAAAUUCGCGACGUCGAUGUCCUUCGUCUGUUAUCUCUCUAUGCAUUACGUUAUGAACGGCAUGCAAGCAAUGAAUUCAAUACAUUGAAAUAUGAAGCACAAAAACAUCGACGAUUGUCCGACAAGCAUCUUCAUUUUCUCCAAGCUAUACUCGAAUACGGUGGCUCGAAAUUUCGACAAGCCGAUCUGUUCAAUACUCAAACACCGAUGGCUAUAACCAGACAAUUCAUUCGCGGAUUACGAGGAGUAGAUAAUGUCUAUGCGCAGCAUGUCCCAUUAAUAAAAGAUUUAAUUGAUCAAUUACUACGCGGCAAAUUGAAGGACACAUCCUAUCCAAAUGUAAGUUCGAAAGAACAAGCUACACAACAAAAUUUAUUACAACAAGGUCAAACUGUCAAGCCAAGUGAAAUUAUUGUCUAUGUCAUCGGUGGUGUGACUUAUGAAGAAUCGUAUCAUAUUCAGAUGAUGAACAAACAGAGUGCACGCAUUUUACUAGGUGGUUCUUAUAUCCACAAUUUCACGUCAUUUAUCGAUGAAGUACUCGAUGGAGCACCGUCGUCAUUAUCGGCUGCGUCCAAUGAACUUCUCUCAUCAAAACGUCGUUAA
This is a messenger RNA of Adineta ricciae, 1752 nucleotides long. The record is from the annotation of a GenBank genome assembly. NCBI's taxonomy places the organism in Eukaryota, Metazoa, Rotifera, Eurotatoria, Adinetida, Adinetidae.